UUUCAGUUAGAAUCUUUUAUUGUGCAUAAUUCGUCAGUCUUUAACAUAUUUUAUACACUUCAAUCUUUCUCAUUUCAAUUAUUCCACAAUUCGGGUAGACGUAAAAAUGGACGCGUGUCUUGAGAAUAGGCUUAAGAAUUUCAGGGAGGAACAUGGCUAUGAUGAAGACGAGGAUUCAUCAGUAUAUUUGAAGGUCCGUGAGCUGAUUCUUGACGGAUCAACCAUAAAAACAAUCACGCUGAAGGAGGGUGAAAGGCUUGAAAAGUUCAAAAAUCUGUCCAAAUUGUCUUUGAAUGGGACUGGACUGACUUCACUGACUAAUUUCCCUGAAAUGCCUAGCCUGAAAGUUCUUGAGCUCACCGAUAACUACAUCUCAGACCCAAUUGUUUUCACUAUGAUCCCAAAACUCUUUCCUAACCUUAAAAUACUGCAAAUGGGCGGAAAUCAUCUCAAAAAUCCACAUGACGUUAAAUCACUCAGUGUAAUGCCGUAUUUGGUUGUUUUGGGUCUGGCUAUGAACCCUAUGGCUAAUGAGAAGAAUUACAGAGCAGUUGUGUUUGAGUGUUUACCUAAUCUUGAGGUUCUUGACCAAGUUGAUUCCACAGGUGCUGAGUACAACUACUCAUCUGACGAGGCUCUUGAUGAUGAUCUUGAGGGCGAUGCUGAUGAAGAUGAUCUAGAAGGAGGCGAUUUAGAAGAAGAAGACGAUGUGCUGAAAAAGUUUUAUGAAGCUGAAUAUAAGAGUGAUGAUGAUGAAGAUGACGAUGAGUUCGACCCUGAGAAUCAGCCGGACGUUGAGGAGGAUGAUUUCUACGAGGAAGACGAGGAUGAAGAGGAGGAGGAAGCUGACGACGAUUAUGAUCAUAAAAGACCAGCUGAAGACGAUCUUGAGAAUGAAAGCACAUCAUCGUCAAGACUAAAAACUGAAUAAUUCCCAUUAACUCCUUUUCCCAAUAAUUUUAUCAUUUUAUCA
Theileria parva strain Muguga is the source of this 973-nucleotide messenger RNA. RefSeq names its product Acidic leucine-rich nuclear phosphoprotein 32-related protein. Gene Ontology annotation, cellular component: nucleus. Lineage: Eukaryota; Apicomplexa; Aconoidasida; Piroplasmida; Theileriidae. The coding region runs from base 107 to 931 and encodes 274 amino acids. The record is from RefSeq and is a predicted model, not a curated record. Gene Ontology annotation, molecular function: histone binding. The transcript has 5 exons.